Cladocopium goreaui is the source of this 4527-nucleotide messenger RNA. The record is from the annotation of a GenBank genome assembly. Lineage: Eukaryota; Dinophyceae; Suessiales; Symbiodiniaceae.
AUGUUCAAAGACGCUUUGGCCAACCGUCUGCGCCGUGAUUCUUUGCAAUCUGGUUUGCUGCCUUCGGGCGAUUCUGCAAAUAAAUGUGGCAAAGAAAAACUCUGCAAUUUGCAGUUCUGCCUUGGCGAAGCAGCACGAGCAAGAACACGAGAGGCGCUCAGGGACGCUGCAACCUUGAGCGUCAUGCAGGAUGGCCGGCACGGUGAUCUUUUGAUGCGGUACUGUGCAGUGGACGCCGCCCUCUCUGUACGAAGAGGAGUGCUUGGAUGUGUCAACAUUGAGUACGCAGAGACCAUCACCAACAUUGUCCAAGCGAUGCACGAAGCUGUUCGGCAGGCUUGUUGCGUUGGCUAUGGUGGCCCCAACCCCGAAGAUGACCGGGAUUUGCAGCGCUCGGUCUGUCAGAAGGUGACAAUGUUUGUCGCAGAUGCUGCGGCCAAUGAACAAGGAGCAGGAAGAGUCUGCAAAAUGAUUUUUCCCAACGUGAUUUCUUGCCAGAAAGACCGGGCUCACGCAUGCAUGCGGGUCCUAAAACGUCCUUGGGAUGCAAUUGGGUCAAUGUCUGGUGUCCUCGAAGCUUAUGUCUUUGGAUCGGACUCGAUCAUUCAGAAGAUUCACCAUUCGAAGGUCCUCCAGGAUGUCUUUAGUGGCUUCGCUCAGCAGCUGGAUGCUGGAUGGCAAAAACGAAUCCGACACUUAAAGGCAGCCAAGCACCGUUUCGCGAGUUGUACACAACCACUCCAAAGGAUGGUGGUUUACCUCGAUGCUAUCAUCUCCACUCUGGUUUGGGUGUCCACUCAGCGCGAUGGAGCUGACAAAGCUGCGGCGCUGGACUUUCUGGAAGCCAUGAACGAAAAGGACUUGGUGCUCAUGGCCAUGAUGAGCGACCUAGCUGAUGAAACAAGCCAGCUGUUGCGAAUGGUCGAUACGGAAUCUUAUGACUUGUCUGAAUUCCCCGCAGAAGUGGAGACACUGGUGUCAAAAAUGCACCAUUUGGUGAACAAGGGCAACAUAUUCCACCAAGGAUUCACAGCUCAUAUGAUUCAGGCAUUGGAGCGCCCACGAAAGAAUCGAGUAGAUUGCCCGAUGUUACUAAGCUGCGCUGAACAAUGCCAAGCGUUUGUUGUGCUGGCCACGAACACUUUGAAGGCGGAAUUUCCUGAUGCCGAUGUGUUAAAUUCCUUUCGCGUCUUUGAUGUUGUGAAGAAAAGAGGUGUACAACGAGACGAAGCCAUUCACUGCAGUUUCAAAGAGCGAUCCAUCAAACGUUUGGCCCAGGUGUUGCAGUUGGAUGCUACUUUACUUGCCAAUCAGUUCGAUGAAGUCGAGCCCGUGGCAAUGUAUGAAGCAUCCACAGGUCGACAAAGUUCCUUCGAAGCUUGGCGCACAGCUUUGCUCAGAAUCAAAGCACGUCGCCGCAAUGGCAACGACAAACAAACGCACAGCGCACUGUUCAGCGCUGUCACGGCCUAUGCUGCGUGGAACGGCAUGGCUUCUUCAGGCGUCGAACAAAAUUUUUCAACUCUUUCUGAGGGCAUUGCCAAGCAGCGGAGACAUAUGUCCAACGAAAUCAAGAACGAUGAGAUGCAACUCUUGCUGUUGCCAGACAACAUGCCUCAUGAUUCACUGUGUGAAGAAGCACAAAAGAUUUGGAAGAAGUACUUUGGCCAGGCUCGAACGAGUUGCUUGACUCGUCUGGAUAAAGGUGUUAAACGGCCAAAUGAAGAAAAACAAUCUUUGGCGGUGACCGCCUUGCAAAAGAAAAAGCGACGAGAAACAGCUGCAUCUACAGAAAUGGUCGAUAUCAAUCGUGUGGAAGCCGUUGCUACAAACGGUUCUUCUGGAGUUUGGUCUGAGAAUAUGGCGAAAGAACUGAUGUUUCAAAGAAACAAACAGUACGACUCAAAGGUGGAACGCUACCUGCAAAACGCGUUGCUGGAAGAUGAGGUCGACCCGGAGUUGGUGGAUGCAGUGUUCGUCGAGACUGUCUUCAAAGCUGCGAUGCAGACCGCUGGGACCUAUGAUGCCGCUGGCAACCUGUUCUGGAUCAACUUCAAGUGGAGCGCAGCGCCAAAGGUGCCAAUCAACAGGGACUCCGUCAAAAGGCUGCAGUCCAAGAUCUUCAAAGACGGACCUUCUCUCUUUGACCGCCCGACUGUCAUUGCUGUUGCCGAAGACAUCUCGGUGUCGAAGGGCAACCUGCGCCGAGUCUCCCCUGAAGAGCCAGAGCAUGCCUACUUGUUCGCCCUGAAGGAUGCCAUCACCAAUGGUGAAUCGGAAGAUGUGCUGUUGCAGUACAAGCGGGUGGCACUGUGCACAUCCAUGAUCUUCGAGAUGUUGCCUACGUUGGAGAAGAUUUUUUCCGUCAACUUGCGAAACAACAUCAUCGAUGAGUAUGACGCACUGACUCGUUCAGCCACCCAGAGAACGUAUGAGCUGCUGACGUACAAGCUCAACAUCGAGGCCAAGGAGGGGAAAAUGAGCAGCGUGGACUUGUACAAUGCAUGGAGCCGCCACGUCCAUGCAUGUGCAUCUCCACUCGCAGAGACAGUCAGCCAAAACUUUGUCGAGACUGCUCUGCGAUUCCAUGACCGCAUCCUCUCCAACCAAGAGCUGCGAACCAUGGUGCUGAACAUGGAUGCCGAGUACGGAAAGCUGUCUCCGUUGGGGGUGAUGUCCAACAUCGGGCAGAUCAUGCAGAAGACCAAGUCGCCUGAGCAGCUGCUUUGGGUCAUGGCAAACAUGGCAGACCUGAUGAAGACCAACGAAUGCUCACCGAAAGACUUCACGGGCGGAGCUGUGCGUCAGAAAGGGUUGGUCGACCUGUUUGUCAUGAAGCUGGACUUGAAAAACUACUUCCUCGGCCAAUUCCUAAAGCAGCUGACCCUGAAGCCCAGUGACUUGGUGUUCUUGUGCAACCUGGACACCCACGUCAAAUUCCGGGCGGCCAUGGCCAACAAAGCCAUUUUCGGAACUUUGGGAGAAACAACCCGUUUGAUGAUCACAAUGCUUGCGACGGUGGUCUUUGGCUGUCAAAGUGAUGGGCCUUUGAAGUCAUGCUUGAAGUCCACGUCAGAUCCGUUGGAAGUGGUGAACAAUUGCCAAUUUUUGGCGGAUGCUUUGUCGGAGAUCUCCGCCAAGAACAAAGAUGAAAGUGCAGGUCACCCAGACUCCGCUGGUGAAAAGAAACAGGGUGAUUCGCAAAAAGUCGACGACGAUGAUGAUGGCAUCGAAACCUCUCUGAACGACUUGGUCACUCCUGAGCAGCUGGAAGCGGAUGAUUCCGGAAAGCUGGAAGUUUGGUUGGAUUUUUUGAAGAACAAAUUCGACAGCUUCGUGACCCUUGUCAUUGACCAGGACACCGUCGGUGAUCUGAAGUCUGUUGUGGAAAAAUGCGAGAUUUUGCAGAAAGUGGAAGGGCCUGCAAUGCUGCUUUUUGACUCAAAAAUCGCAGGUGAGGCAUCGUCGAACCCAAACUGUCGACUGCCUCCUUUCCAAGGGAAAAUGCUUCGGCGCUAUGUGCAAACCUUCACCGCACUCCGUGGCAACGGUGGAGACACAGAGGUGCAGGAAGAUGACCUGCGUCGCACUGACAUGAUCGCCUAUAUGGAUGGAAGCCGCCCGGGAAAUGAUAGUUCCGUCAACGGAUGCCUGGUGGACACCAAUGGAAGGUCCAUGAACAAGGUGAAGCAAAAUUUCACUUUGGUAUAUGAUGAAGAGUCACUGGGCGAUCGAAAAGAAAAAGUCAGGGGAUUUGUGCAGCAAACUGAGAACCUCAAUGUCUUUACCCUCGAUGGUUUGCAGCUGCAGAAACAAUCCCGCAAACACUACAGUGGGACCAAUCUCGGAUCCAACAUCGGCCCCAUUCGAGCUCUCGGCUACGACGACCCUGCUUGCUGGAGACUCUCGUUGGCUGACAAGAAACUGUUGUACUCCGAGAAGGGCAAGAUCCUCACUGGGGGAGCAUGUGGUGAAGAGAACAAGGUAGCAAAACCUACUUUUGCGGAUGGGAUGGAGCCCGUGUCGUGGCACUGUUCCAGCCCGACAUUGCUGGCGGAACUGUUGCACAGUUUCCGCCCGAAGGUCGUGUUCCGUUGCCCGGAAUCCGAUCACCUCCUCAUCCUGGAGGCCAUCAAGCAGAAGAUUCCGGUGGUCAGCAUUGUCUGGUCAUCUCACCACGAGAAACUCCUGAAGCAAAAGUGUCUCAAGGCAUUGUGGCAGUGCAUGGUGGAUCCAAAUUGCCCAGAUCUGUACGAAGUUCAGUUGGCAGCACUUCUCAAUGAGGGCGGCAAAAUUGACGAACCACCUUUGAAGAAACCCCGCAAGGUCAAGAACAAGGCUGAGUCUGCCGAAGCUGCCGGUGCCGAGUCGAAGGCAGAUGGCGAAGCUGCCGGAAGUGCAGAUGGCGAAGGUGCUGCCGGUGCCGAGUCGAAGGACCCGAAGAAGAAAGGUGGCAGGCCUCCCAAAGAGGCGUCAAGCGCAGCGGUUGCUGCCAGAGAUGCCCUACUGAAGAGCUUAGCGGGCUGA